Molecule: messenger RNA, 2551 nt
Organism: Octodon degus (degu)
Lineage: Eukaryota; Metazoa; Chordata; Mammalia; Rodentia; Octodontidae
Gene: Mmp16
Product: matrix metallopeptidase 16
Exons: 10
Coding region: 301-2124 (607 amino acids)
Biological process (GO): skeletal system development; collagen catabolic process; proteolysis
Cellular component (GO): extracellular matrix
Molecular function (GO): zinc ion binding; metalloendopeptidase activity
Source: RefSeq, a predicted model, not a curated record
GGCGGCGGCGGCUGCGGCUGCGACUCGGGGCUGGGUGUCGGACCCGCGGGUGAACUUGGGCGCCGCGUUCCGGGUGACGGAGCCCCAGGAUGAGGAGCGCCAGCCGCCGCUCUUGACCCUGCCUCCGCCGCUCCGGGGGCUGCCGAGCUCGCCCCAUCUCUUCCCUGCCCGGCCGCGGGUGAACCUGCGGGCUCCCGACCCAGCCGGAGGACUUUUUGUGAAAGGAAACGAGGGAGGGAGGGAGAGGGGAAGAGGGAGAGAAGGCAGGGAGCUCGUCCAUCCAUUGAAGCACAGUUCACUAUGAUCUUACUCGCAUUCAGCACUGGAAGACGGUUGGAUUUCGUGCAUCAUUCGGGGGUGUUUUUCUUGCAAACCUUGCUUUGGAUUGUAUGUGCUACAGUCUGCGGAACGGAGCAGUAUUUCAAUGUGGAGGUUUGGUUACAAAAGUACGGCUACCUUCCACCAACUGACCCCAGAAUGUCGGUACUGCGCUCUGCAGAGACCUUGCAGUCCGCCCUAGCGGCCAUGCAGCAGUUCUAUGGCAUUAACAUGACAGGAAAAGUGGACAGAAACACCAUUGACUGGAUGAAGAAGCCUCGGUGUGGUGUACCCGACCAGACAAGAGGCAACUCCAAAUUUAAUGUUCGUCGAAAGCGGUAUGCAUUAACAGGACAGAAGUGGCAGCACAAGCACAUCACGUACAGUAUAAAGAACGUGACUCCGAAGGUAGGAGACCCUGAGACCCGCAAAGCUAUUCGCCGUGCCUUCGACGUGUGGCAGAAUGUAACUCCUCUAACGUUUGAAGAAGUUCCCUACAGUGAAUUAGAAAAUGGCAAGCGAGAUGUAGAUAUAACCAUCAUUUUUGCAUCUGGAUUUCAUGGAGACAGUUCUCCCUUUGAUGGGGAGGGAGGAUUUUUGGCGCACGCCUAUUUCCCUGGACCGGGAAUCGGAGGGGACACUCAUUUCGACUCUGAUGAGCCAUGGACUCUAGGAAACCCUAAUCAUGAUGGAAAUGAUUUAUUUCUUGUAGCAGUUCAUGAGCUGGGACACGCUUUGGGACUGGAACAUUCCAAUGACCCCACUGCCAUCAUGGCUCCAUUUUACCAGUACAUGGAAACAGACAACUUUAAACUUCCUAAUGACGAUUUGCAGGGCAUUCAGAAGAUAUAUGGUCCACCUGACAAGAUCCCUCCACCUACAAGACCCCUACCGACAGUGCCCCCACACCGCUCUAUCCCUCCAGUGGACCCAAGGAGACAUGACAGGCCCAAGCCUCCACGGCCUCCCACUGGCAGACCUUCCUAUCCUGGAGCCAAGCCCAACAUCUGUGAUGGGAACUUUAACACUCUAGCUAUUCUUCGCCGUGAGAUGUUUGUUUUCAAGGAUCAGUGGUUCUGGCGAGUAAGAAACAACAGGGUGAUGGACGGAUACCCCAUGCACAUUGCUUACUUCUGGCGGGGACUGCCUCCCAGUAUCGAUGCAGUGUAUGAAAACAGUGAUGGAAAUUUUGUCUUCUUUAAGGGCAACAAAUAUUGGGUGUUCAAGGAUACAACUCUGCAACCUGGUUACCCUCAUGACUUGAUUACUCUUGGAAGUGGAAUCCCCCCUCAUGGGAUUGAUUCAGCCAUUUGGUGGGAAGAUGUUGGGAAAACCUAUUUCUUCAAAGGGGACAGAUAUUGGAGAUAUAGUGAAGAAAUGAAAACCAUGGACCCUGGCUAUCCCAAGCCAAUCACAGUCUGGAAAGGGAUCCCUGAGUCUCCUCAGGGAGCUUUUGUCCACAAAGAAAAUGGCUUUACAUAUUUCUACAAAGGAAAAGAAUAUUGGAAAUUCAACAACCAGAUACUCAAGGUAGAACCUGGAUAUCCGAGAUCCAUCCUCAAGGAUUUUAUGGGCUGUGAUGGACCAACAGACAGAGAUAAAGAAGGACACAGCCCACCAGAUGAUGUAGACAUUGUCAUUAAACUGGACAACACAGCCAGCACUGUGAAAGCCAUAGCUAUUGUCAUUCCCUGCAUCUUGGCCUUAUGCCUCCUUGUAUUGGUUUACACUGUGUUCCAGUUCAAAAGGAAAGGAACACCCCGCCACAUACUGUACUGUAAACGCUCUAUGCAAGAGUGGGUGUGAUGUAGGGUUUUUUUUUCUUUCUUUCUUUUCAAGAAGUUUGUGGUAACUUGAGAUUCAAGACAAGAGCUGUUAUGCUGUUUCCUAGCUAGGAGCAGGGUUGUGGCAGCCUGAUUUGGGGCUGACCUUCCAAACCAGAAGGUUGCUGGUCUCGCACAUGAGUGGAGACACACUCGUGGGGAAGAUUCCAUGAUGCACAGUAUCUGCCGUUCUUCAGUCCUUUGUCUUUCCUUGUCAUGCAGUUCUAGGCCUUUCCUCUGCACGCUCAAUGCCCAGUAAAAUUCCAGGAUUACCUAAAGAAGAGGAAGAAAAAAAAAAAAAAGGAAGAAAAGAUUCUUCUCAUUUUUUUUUAAAUAUUAUUUUCCUUUUGAAGUCUGAGCCCAUUUCUGGGACAAAAAAAAAUAAAAAAUAAAAAGAAGCAAAACAGAGA